CUCAACAGACAUGAGUCAACAUUGAAAACAUACAGUGAUAGGCAACAAAUAUAUUAUACAUACUGAAUAACUUGCUCAAUACAACAAGGCUUAUAUUGCUUUUCCUUUCUUCUUUUCUACCUUGUUUUGUUUUAUUUAAAUUAUCUUUUUAUGUUUCUCGGAAUAUCAUAAGCUCGCCUAUUUAUAGCGGCAUAGAUAUCUCACCUAAAUCCCAUCAACCCUUUUUAUUACAUUGCUUACGCAAGCUAGAAUAUACUCAGGAGCCAUGCAGAGCAACACUCCCAGCUCAUCUCGCCCGCUUACCUCGCGGGUACCGGGCCAGCUUCACACACCCACGCACUCCUUUAGCGAUGCCGCCUUCACUCCGGACUCCUCCGAAGUCAGGGUGGGUACCUGGAACGACAAACGGUCUAGGGAAGAGCUAGAUCUUGCGCGAGCUAGACUUGCUGACCAGAAGUUCAACAUGAGAGACUACGAAGAUCCUCUCUUACCCCGUCAACAUCCGCAGUCUCAUUACUACCCAAAGGGUGUUACGGCAGAGACGGAGGCCCAACUACUGAAACUCGUUGCUGAACUUACGGGCUCCUCUAGUUAAGUCUGGCGGGCUUGUAGCAUAAACUGGCACCUAGUUUCUAAGGAUUUCUACACCGGAAUUUUAUACUAUCAACCCUAGGAAAUAUAUUGUCUUUCUAUCUAUAUCAUUCUGUCCCUACCCCAAGCUCCUUUUAUUUUCGGCAUGCCCGUAGAUUAACAGACCGCUUCGAAAGAUAUUCGAAACUGUUGUCUAUGAUUCCUGUUAAGUCUGCCACAUAAUAAUGACAUAGCUUGCUAGAGCGUGACAAUGUCUUGGUGUAAGUUAGGUAUAAAAGAGCCC
Messenger RNA from Daldinia vernicosa, 874 nucleotides. RefSeq lists its product as uncharacterized. Lineage: Eukaryota; Fungi; Ascomycota; Sordariomycetes; Xylariales; Hypoxylaceae. The transcript has 3 exons. Bases 266 to 595 code for a protein of 109 amino acids. The record is from RefSeq and is a predicted model, not a curated record.